Ctenopharyngodon idella (grass carp) is the source of this 1499-nucleotide messenger RNA. RefSeq names its product paired box 4 (gene pax4). Gene Ontology annotation, molecular function: DNA-binding transcription factor activity, RNA polymerase II-specific; RNA polymerase II cis-regulatory region sequence-specific DNA binding. The transcript is spliced from 9 exons. Gene Ontology annotation, biological process: anatomical structure development; regulation of transcription by RNA polymerase II. Lineage: Eukaryota; Metazoa; Chordata; Actinopteri; Cypriniformes; Xenocyprididae. Bases 106 to 1215 code for a protein of 369 amino acids. The record is from RefSeq and is a predicted model, not a curated record.
UCGCGCGUGGGGGCAGUGAGAGUGGUCCGCGCGCAAGGACGCAUCUCCUUCGAGAAGAAAAGCACAGAAAAAGACCAUCUUCGCUGCUACUAGGUGCCCAUUGGGAUGUACAGCGCAAAUUCUGUUCUGGAAAAUGAAGGGGAAGAAGGGAGUGUGAAUCAGCUGGGCGGUGUGUUUCUGAACGGCCGUCCUCUGCCCGUCUGUAAACGGAGAUUGAUUGUUGAGCUCGCGACCGAGGGCGUGAGACCGUGUGAGAUCUCCAGAAUACUGAAGGUCUCCAACGGCUGCGUUAGUAAGAUUUUGGGUAGGUUUCAGCGCACAGGGGUCAUUGGUCCUAAAGCAACGGGGGGCAGCAGACCCAGACUCCUGACUCCUGACGUCAUCUCCAUCAUAGCGCAGCACAAGCGGCAGAACCCCACACUGUUCGCUUGGGAGAUCCGACAAAAACUGGCGACAGAUCGAGUCUGCAGAGGAGAUAAAGUCCCUAGUGUGUCGUCCAUAAACCGGAUUCUUAAGAAGAUUCAUCUAGAUAUGGACAUGAUGGACAGUGCAUAUCCAAGUGUCAAACACAUUUACACAGUGGAUGAGCAGAGGAGUUUACAAACAACAGCUCAGACCAUUCAGCAACAAACGGACACAAACCUGCGAGGCACCUCUCAUCGCAGCAGAACAGCUUUCACACCAGAUCAGAGUGAGAGGUUAGAGAAAGAGUUCAUCUGUGGGCUUUAUCCAGACCUGCUGACCAGAGAAAAGCUGUCUGAGGAGACAAACCUUCCACAAGACACUAUAAAGGUUUGGUUCUCCAAUCGCAGAGCAAGGAUGAGGAGGGAGCGAAAAGAAGACCAUAGUGACUGUGGAUCUCUGGGUAUAACCAGCCCCGGGUUUCUGAGAAGUAGAAAUGCUUUGGUUUCUCUGUCAGCGACCUCUGGCAGCUCUUUCGACGGUUACUUGGCUCAUCACACACAAACCACUUUUCCAUUGGCCCAUCACAGAGACAAUAACACUUUACCAUUGGCUCAUUUGAACUCAAAUGCGAUGUCCACAUGUCCUUUGGAUUGCACAGAGAGUUUGAUGCCAUCAUGUCACCAACAUAGCAACAUGGAAUCAGAUUACCGAUUGAUUCCCUUGAACACAGAUGAAAGUAUCUUAAUGGCUAAUCGCUCACAGUGGGCUUCUCAUCAAUCUCUGAUUGGACAGAAUGUUACAAUGUUUUGAAUUGCAAAAUAAACAUUCCUGAAUGUUGAUGUUGUGGACAGUAGAGGGCAGCAAAGGAAAGAAAAAGUGGCAUUAUGAGUGGAAUGUACUUUUUUUUUUUUUUCUUGCUUCAUGAACAAGCCUAAUAAAAAACAAUUAUGUUUUUGAUAUUUUGAUUGUGUUUUAAGUGAAUGAAUAAAUAUGAAGUUCUUUAAAAAUUAAAUGGACUGGAAACUUAAAGACUGUCUGACUGCCUAAAGAUUGUCUGUCUGUCAAAUCAUUGGGAAUAAAUAAUAAAGAGAUAA